This is a messenger RNA of Terrapene triunguis (Three-toed box turtle), 3647 nucleotides long. It is a transcript of the gene ARMC5, whose product is annotated as armadillo repeat containing 5. Gene Ontology annotation, molecular function: protein binding. Gene Ontology annotation, biological process: anatomical structure morphogenesis. The record is from RefSeq and is a predicted model, not a curated record. The coding region runs from base 18 to 3551 and encodes 1177 amino acids. Gene Ontology annotation, cellular component: cytosol. NCBI's taxonomy places the organism in Eukaryota, Metazoa, Chordata, Testudines, Emydidae. The transcript is spliced from 7 exons.
CUUGGGCCUCUCCCGCGAUGGCCGCCGCAGCCGGGGGCAGCUGCCCCGCCGAGUCGCUGGGCUAUUGCCUGGCCCAGCUGCGGGGCGGGGCCGAGCCCGGGCUGGGCCGGGCCCUGCUGGCCCUGCGGACCCGGCACAUCAAGCAGCCCGGCGGGAUCGAGCGGUUCCGGGCCCGCGGGGGGCUGGGGCCCCUGCUGGGGCUCCUGGCUGGGGCCCUCCGGCCCCGCCGCACCCUCGACCUGGCCCUCAGCAUCCUGGGCAACUGCUGCACCGAGGGGGGGAGCCGGGCCCAGGUGCGGGAGCUGGGGGGGAUCCCCUCGCUGGUUAUGAUCCUGAAAUCGCUUGGAGUCGAAAGUAUCCACAACCGAACAGCACGGGCCCUGGGCAACCUGGCCAUUGAUGUAGAGAACCUGCAGGCUAUCCAUGAUGCCGGCGCGGUGGCACCCCUGGUACAAGUCCUUGCCAGCUCCCAGGACAGCGAGUGCCUACAGAGCAUCAUUCGGGCCCUGCGCAACCUGGGCGCCACCCCAGCGCACCGUCUGGCGCUGGCCCAGCAGGGCGCAGUGCGGGUCAUCUCCGAGCGCCUGGCUGCCAGCCCCGACGACCCCGCCCUGGCUGCUGCGGCUGCCCGGGCCCUGCUAGAGCUCACCAAGGGCUGCAGCCGGGAUUGCGCCGAGCAGCUGAGCCUGGGGGGUGGGGUGGUGCCCCUGGUGGCAUUAGCUGGGCACAGCAAGCGGGCGGUGCAGGAGGCGGCUGUCUCGGCGCUGUCCAAUCUCUGCCUGCAGGGGAUGCUGCGGCCAGCGGUGGGCAAUGCCGGGGGCGUGGCGGUGCUGGUUGGGGAGAUCCAGCGCCGGCGUGGGGCGGGAGCCGCCGGCGCCAUCCUGCAGCCCCUGGUCAGGGCGCUGUGCCUGCUGUGCCGGGAGGCAAUGAACCGCAGCCGGGUGCGGGAGGCCGGCGGGCUAGAGCUGCUGCUGGCGCUGCUGCAGGAUGGGCGCCAGCGAGGCUGCCACGCCCGCGUGGUCGUGGCCUUCGUGGCCUUCUUCUACGACCAGGAGGCGCUGGAGGUUCUGCAGGCCGGCGGGCUGGUGGCCCUGCUGGUGGAGCGGCUGGUGGCCCAGGGCCAGUGGGCUGCGCACUGCGAGGAGGAGGACAAGGAAGAGGAGGGAGACAGCGAGGACGAGCGGGACGCUGCCUCCUUUGACUUCCCCCCCGAGGGGCGACGGGAGAGCGGGGCACCAGAAGGGGAGUCAUCCAGCUUCCAGAGACUCAGGUCCUGGCUGCUCUCCGAGGGUUACAUUGCCAGUCCCGGCGACUUCUCCCCGCAGUGGUCCCCCGAUGGCUCCCUCAGCCCCACCCUCGAGCUGCAGGACGACACGCCAGGGCCUGGCCGGCUGCCUGCGGGGCUGGGCUCCCCCACCUGCUUAGCUCCUCCGUCGCUGGAUCCGGCUGCCAGGGUGCAGUGCUUGGCACCCGUGGCAGAGCCGGACUCAACCGUGGCUGAUGGGAGCCAUGUGGCAGAGACGCCAGGUGCUGAGGCACCAGUCCUGGCACGUUUGGCUACAGCCAGAGCUGACAGGCACCAUCCAGCACAGUUACUGCCAGGCACGGCACCAGAUUUGGCUGCCAGGCACCACACGGCAUUGCCAAAUCCUGCCAGAACGGGUGACCACAGCGCAGCCCCCGUGGUGCUGCUGGCUACACCAAAGUCCACUGGGACCAAGAAAGAUCAUCCGGCACAGAUUGCACCGGAUGCUGCCGGCAGCGCCCGGAACCUACAGGCUCAGUUGCUGCUGUCGGCGACCCCGAAUGAGGAGCUCCCGCCAAACUUCACUCUGACUGACCUGCAAAAUCCUGCAUUGUUCCCGGCUGCGGCAGCCACCGAAGAGUUGUGUCCAGGCAUGCUGGUUCCAGCCGGGCCUGGCUGGCACGUCAUGGCACCAUCAGACAAGCCAGGCCCAGCGCUGGCACCGCCAAUUCCCGCCGGGACAAGCCAGUCUGAUGGGGCACCAAGCCCCAUUCCCGAGCAUCUGCCUCCAAUGUCACCAAUUCCCACUGGGACCAGCCGGUCCGAUCCGGCACCGAGCCCAAUUUCCAAGGAUCUACAUCUGGUUUCUCCUAUUCCUACUGGGACUGCCAGUGACUUCCUGGAGCCCCAGCCCACUGCUUUCUCCUCGCGGCGCCGCGGCAAAUCACGUCCCCAUCCGGACGCGGCCCCCUGCACUCCGGCUCCAUUCCGCCCCCCGGGCGAGGUCCUGGCCCCGCAGUUCUUGCUGUGGGGUGGGGAGGAGGAGCUAUCGGCCCCCGAGGCGCCCGCCCUGCUGCUGCUCUCCCGCUUCUCCCAAGCCGAGGAUCCCAGCCGCAGCCUGGUGACGGGCCCGGUGCUGCGGGGGCUGCUGGCCUAUGUCACCGGAGCCCCCGCCCCGCUACCCCGCUGCCUGCGGCUGCUGCACCGGCUCACGUGCAACCCCGUCUGCCUGGAGGCCUUUGUGCGAUGCCACGCCCCCUCCCUGCUGCGGGCCUGGCUGGUGCUGGGCGUGCCCCCAGAGGAGGCUGCCGCCGUGGGACAAGAGACCCCCAGAACUCCAGGCAGCGGGCACCGGCAUGGCAGGAGGUUCAAGGAGUUGGGCGAGACCCUGCUAUGCAAUCUCUGCGUCCAGGCUGAGUCGGCCUUCGGGGCGGGCGUCCUCACCCACAUGCUGCUCUCGGGCGCCGAGGCUGACCAAGUGGCUUGUGCCAUGGCCCUGCCUCUCAUCUGCAGGAAGAAGUCCCUCUGCCGGAGGCUGCUCCUGGAGCACUCUGGCCUGCGCCUCCUGCUGGCUGCCUUGACACGUGAUGCCGACCCGCCCUUCAUCUUCUACGCUGUGGACUCGCUCUCCCUGCUGCUGGGCGCUGCCACCCCCCUCCCUGCCCCGCCCGCCCCCAAGCGCUCCCGGCUGGCAGCCUCCCCGCCGUGCCCCUACGAGCGGCUGGUGAAGGCGGGCGGGGCGGACCUGCAGUUCCGGUUGGACUCGGGCGCCCUGGUGCUGGCCUCGCGCCAGGCCGCGUGCGCCGGCUCCGACGUCCUGCGGGCCAUGCUGGCGGGCGGGUUUGCUGAGGCGCGCCAGGCCCUGGUGCCCAUCCACGGGGUGGCGCCUGCCCCCUUUCUGGUGCUGACCCACUUCCUGCAUGGCUGCCGGGGCGAGCCGUGCCCGGCCCUGGGGGGCCCGUUCCCACCCGGCGAGGGGGAGCUGGCGGAGCAGACGCUGGCGGUGGCCGAGCAGUUCCUGCUGCCCGAGCUGCAGGAGCUGGUAGAGGAGGCGUUGUGCCGGCAGUACCUGCGCCCUGGCGCCAGCCUGGACCAGCUGUACCGGCUCGGGGAGCGGCUGGGCCGGGGGCAGCUGCUGCGGCGCUGUGCCCGCUACGUCCUGCUGGGGGCGUCAGAGGAGCCCACCAGCCGAGCGGCCGCGCUGGCGCGGAUCCUCCGAGUCACCAGUGACCCCAAGGAACUGGCCCAGGAGCUGCUUGCGGUUGCCAUGGAGACGCCAUGGGGAGUGGGCACUGAUGGGACCUAGGCUAGGGGUCUGGCUGAGGGCACUGCCUGUGCCCCUCUGGGUGGGGGGCUGGGCUUAGGGCACUCUCUGUACCCCUCUGGGUGGGGGGGGGUUGGG